Molecule: messenger RNA, 2203 nt
Organism: Erigeron canadensis
Lineage: Eukaryota; Viridiplantae; Streptophyta; Magnoliopsida; Asterales; Asteraceae
Product: O-glucosyltransferase rumi homolog
Exons: 6
Coding region: 196-1989 (597 amino acids)
Source: RefSeq, a predicted model, not a curated record
UCAUUAUAGAAACAGUACACACUAAUUUUCUUUUCAUUUUCCAUAAAAAAUCAUCCCAUCCAAUAUCACUACCAAAAUCACGUAUUGUAGUGUUAACAGAUUCAGAACACUAUUGUUAGAUAGAUAUACAUAUACAUAUUAGUCAGUUAGUAAAUUUAGUUAAGCUAAAUAUAUAUAUAAAAGAAAGAAAGAAAGAUGCAGCAUGAUAAUUGGUAUGACGAAGAAAGUAGUUUGGGAUGGAGAUCUAAAAGAUUGUUUAUAUAUAGAUAUAUAUCCGACACGAUCUGGCUUCCGUUACUUUCAGGCCUUACCACCGCAACUUCUAGAUCCUCUGUUCGUCUUAUGUUUUUCCUCAUUUUUGUGUUUUUCGGUUUGUUUCUUUCCACGCGCUUGCUUGAUUCUACUACUACUGCCUCCUCCUCUGCAACUUCAAUAACUAGAAAUCCCCCUGGAAGUUCCGUGCUAACUACUAAUACAUUGCAAGUUGAACCUAAAGUAAUUUCUGAAACAACUCCUAAGGAACAAAACAUUGAAUCAUUACACGAUAAACCUGACAUAACUCCAGUAAUUUCUGAAAAGACACCUGAGGAACAAAACACCCAAACUGUACACAGUGAACCUGACAUAACUCAAGUUAUUUCCAAAAGUCCUCCCAAGAAGAUAGAAAUUCCACUAAAAUGCUCGUCGGAUAAUCUCACUAAAACAUGCCCGGCUGACUACUACCCAAAAAGAUUCAAUUUACAAGAUCUUGAAUACACAUCAGAGCAGCCACUGGAGUGCCCAGAGUACUUUCGUUGGAUCCAUGAAGAUCUAAAACCAUGGAGAGAAACCGGGAUCACAGAAGAGAUGGUGUUAAGGGCAAAAAGAACAGCCAAUUUUCGUCUAGUGAUAUUGAAUGGGCGGGCUUAUGUAGAGAUAUAUCAGAAGUCGUUUCAGUCUAGAGAUACUUUCACUCUUUGGGGGAUUUUGCAGUUGUUAAGAAAGUACCCUGGGAAGGUUCCAGACUUGGACCUUAUGUUUGAUUGUGUUGACUGGCCCGUUAUCAUGAAGAAGUAUUAUCGCGGGCCUAAUGCCGUUGCUCCACCACCAUUGUUUCGUUACUGUAGGGAUGAUUCCACUCUGGACAUUGUUUUCCCAGAUUGGUCUUUUUGGGGGUGGCCGGAAAUUAAUAUAAAACCAUGGGGAUCUUUGUUGAAGGACCUAGAGGAGGGAAACAGAAGGAGUAGAUGGGUUGAUAGGGAACCACAUGCUUACUGGAAGGGGAAUCCAGUUGUUGCUGAAACCCGAAUGGACCUUCUUAAAUGCAAUGUCUCUGAGAAGGAAGACUGGAAUGCCCGUGUCUAUGCCCAGGACUGGAUUAAAGAAUCACAGGAAGGUUACAAGCAAUCUGAUUUGGCUAGCCAGUGUGUCCACAGAUAUAAAAUUUAUAUUGAGGGAUCUGCGUGGUCAGUAAGUAAUAAAUACAUUCUUGCCUGCGAUUCCGUCACUUUUAUUGUGAAGCCACGAUACUACGAUUUCUUUAUGAGAGGGCUGAUGCCUGUUCACCAUUACUGGCCGAUUAAAGAAGAUGACAAGUGCAGGUCCAUUAAGUUCGCAGUUGAAUGGGGCAACAGCCACAAGCAAAAGGCACAAGAGAUAGGAAAAGCAGCAAGUAGUUUCAUCCAUGACGAUUUAAAGAUGGACAAAGUAUAUGACUACAUGCUUCAUCUUCUAACUGAAUACUCUAAACUUCUUAAGUACAAGCCCACAAUACCCGAAAAAGCAAUUGAACUUUGUUCAGAAUCAAUGUCUUGUUCGGCACAAGGGUUCGAGAAGGAAUUCAUGAUGGAAUCCAUGAUCAAAGGCCCUGCAAUGGUACAACCCUGCACCAUGCCCCCAGCUUAUGAUCCUUCAGCUCUAAACUCUCUAAUUAGGAGGAAAAAGAACUCCGUACUGCAAGUUGAAAAAUGGGAAAACGGGUAUUUUGAAAACCAAAAUAACAAAACUUAGUUUCUAUACUUUUUCACAUUUUGCAAUUUUUUUAUUUUUGUGUUGUAUAAUUGUAUCACGAGUAGUGGUAGUAGUAGCGCAGAGUAUAUGGCAGAGCGUAUCAGUUGGUGCUUAGUUGCCACGAUCGAUAAGUAAACAAAAACUUGUAAUUUUACAUUCAGUAGCUGCUUAGUAUGAAUUUAUAAUCUGAUACACGAAUAAGGUUCCUAAGUAA